GGGAGUGGGCAGGAUGUCAAAUGCUCCCUCGGCUAUUUCCCCUGUGGGAAUAUCACCAAGUGCUUGCCUCAGCUUCUUCAUUGCAAUGGUGUGGACGACUGUGGCAACCAAGCGGAUGAGGACAACUGCGGAGACAACAAUGGAUGGCCUAUACAAUUUGACAAAUACUUUGCCAGUUACUACAAAAUGACUUCCUUGUAUCACUUUGAGACACGAACAUCUGAAUGCCUUUCUCAUUUCUUUCUUUUCAUUACCCUCCUCUUCCUGGUCCCUCACUAUCCCCAUUCCUUACUACUUCCUCCUUAUUCAGUGGUCGGUUCUGUGCCCGUGCCAUGUCUUUGCCGAGGUUUAGAGGUUGACUGUGAUGAGACCAAUUUACGAGCUGUUCCAUCAGUUUCUUCAAAUGUGACUAAAAUGUCACUUCAGCGGAACUUAAUAAGAAAGCUUCCUCCUGAUGGCUUCAAGAAGUACCAUCACCUUCAGAAGCUGUGCCUGCAAAACAAUAAUAUUAGAUCCAUAUCCAUCUAUGCUUUCAGAGGACUAUACAGUCUUACUAAACUGUAUCUCAGUCGUAACAGAAUAACUUUCUUGAAGCCGGGUGUUUUUGAAGAUCUCCACAGACUAGAAUGGCUGAUAAUUGAAGAUAAUCACCUCAGUCGAAUUUCCCCACUAACAUUUUAUGGACUAAAUUCUCUUAUUCUCUUAGCACUGAUGAAUAAUGUCCUCACCCAUUUGCCGGAUAAACCUCUUUGCCAGCACAUGCCAAGACUGCAUUGGCUGGACUUUGAAGGCAACCAUAUCCAUAAUUUAAGAAAUUUGACUUUUAUUUCCUGCAGUAAUUUAACUGUUUUGGUAAUGAGGAAAAACAAAAUUAACCAUCUAAGUGAAAAUACUUUUGCACCUCUACAAAAGCUAGAUGAAUUGGAUUUAGGAAGUAAUAAGAUUGAAAAUCUUCCACCGCAAGUAUUUAAGGAUCUGAAGGAGCUCUCACAAUUGAAUCUUUCCUAUAACCCAAUCCAGAAAAUUCAAGCAAAUCAAUUUGAUUAUCUUGUCAAACUCAAGUCUCUCAGCCUAGAAGGAAUUGAAAUUUCAAAUAUCCAACAAAGGAUGUUUAGACCUCUAAUGAAUCUCUCUCACAUAUAUUUUAAGAAAUUCCAGUACUGUGGGUAUGCACCACAUGUUCGCAGCUGUAAACCAAACACUGAUGGGAUCUCAUCUCUCGAGAACCUCUUGGCAAGCAUUAUUCAGAGAGUAUUUGUCUGGGUUGUAUCUGCAGUCACAUGCUUUGGAAACGUCUUUGUCAUUUGUAUGAGACCUUAUAUCAGGUCUGAGAACAGACUGCAUGCCAUGUCAAUCAUUUCUCUCUGCUGUGCUGACUGCCUAAUGGGAAUAUAUUUGUUUGUCAUUGGAGCCUUCGAUCUCAAGUUUCGUGGAGAAUACAACAAGCACGCGCAGCUGUGGAUGGAGAGCAUUCACUGUCAGAUUGUAGGAUCUUUGGCCAUUCUAUCCACAGAAGUAUCAGUGUUACUUCUAACAUUUCUGACACUGGAAAAAUAUAUCUGCAUUGUCUAUCCUUUUAGAUGUUUAAGACCUAAAAAAUGCAGAACAAUUACAGUUCUGAUUCUCAUUUGGAUGACUGGGUUUAUCGUGGCUUUCAUUCCAUUGACCAAUAAGGAAUUUUUCAAAAACUACUAUGGCACCAAUGGCGUGUGCUUCCCUCUUCAUUCAGAAGACACAGAAAGUACUGGAGCUCAGAUUUACUCCGUGGCAAUUUUUCUCGGUAUUAACUUGGCAGCAUUUAUCAUCAUAGUUUUUUCUUAUGGAAGCAUGUUUUAUAGCAUUCAUCAAAGUGCCAUAACAGCAACUGAAAUACGGAAUCAAGUUAAAAAAGAGAUGAUCCUUGCCAAACGUUUUUUCUUUAUUGUAUUUACUGAUGCAUUAUGCUGGAUACCCAUUUUUGUGCUGAAAUUUCUUUCAUUGCUUCAGGUAGAAAUACCAGGUACCAUAACCUCUUGGGUAGUGAUUUUUAUUCUGCCUAUCAACAGUGCUUUGAACCCAAUUCUGUAUACUCUGACCACAAGACCAUUCAAGGAAAUGAUUCAUCAGUUUUGGUAUAACUACAGAAAAAGAAGAUCUAUUGACAGCAAAGGAAGUCAGAAAACAUAUGCUCCGUCUUUCAUCUGGGUAGAAAUGUGGCCGCUGCAGGAGAUGCCACCUGAGUUAAUAAAGCCAGCUCUUUUCACAGACCCCUGUGAAUUGUCACUAAUUUCUCAAUCAACUAGACUCAAUUCCUAUUCAUAA
Messenger RNA from Puma concolor (puma), 2301 nucleotides. It is a transcript of the gene RXFP1, whose product is annotated as relaxin family peptide receptor 1. Gene Ontology annotation, biological process: hormone-mediated signaling pathway; adenylate cyclase-activating G protein-coupled receptor signaling pathway; activation of adenylate cyclase activity. Gene Ontology annotation, molecular function: G protein-coupled peptide receptor activity; protein binding. The record is from RefSeq and is a predicted model, not a curated record. NCBI's taxonomy places the organism in Eukaryota, Metazoa, Chordata, Mammalia, Carnivora, Felidae. Gene Ontology annotation, cellular component: plasma membrane.